This is a messenger RNA of Neurospora hispaniola, 639 nucleotides long. RefSeq lists its product as uncharacterized. Gene Ontology annotation, cellular component: cytoplasmic dynein complex; cytoplasm. NCBI's taxonomy places the organism in Eukaryota, Fungi, Ascomycota, Sordariomycetes, Sordariales, Sordariaceae. Gene Ontology annotation, molecular function: dynein intermediate chain binding. The coding region runs from base 1 to 639 and encodes 212 amino acids. The transcript has 3 exons. Gene Ontology annotation, biological process: microtubule-based movement. The record is from RefSeq and is a predicted model, not a curated record.
AUGUCAGACCCAACAUCACCCUCCGCCUCCGCCCACCUCGAAGAGACCCUAGGCCGUCUCUCCAAAAAGCCCGGCGUAAAGGGCGCCAUCGUUCUUGACCGCGCUUCCGGCGCCAUUCUCAAAAUCAGCGGUCAAAUCUCUUCAAUCCGAAAAGCCAAGCCCCAACCACAGCAACCAGAACAGUCCGAGCAGCAAUUGAUCACGGACCAGCAAGGCCCACUGUCACCUUCAUUUCCUCCUGGCACCGCUACUGAUACGACUACUGCCGAUCCGGCUCCGGCUCCCGGUACGGCGGUGACUACGACAGGGGAGGAGGCAGUUGCUGCACCGGCAACAGUAUCUACGGGGACGGGCACGGAUGGGGAGGUAGUGGGGGCUGGGGCAGGUGCGGCGGGCACGGGCGCGGGGAACGCAAGCAGCGGCGGCAGCGGCAGUGCAGUGAGUGCCUAUGAUCAGAACGUGGUAGAGCUCGCGGCGAUGGUGUGGAGUUUUGUGUCGAAUGCGGGCGAGUUUGUGCAAGAAUUGGAUGAGGAGGAUGAGCUCAAACUUCUAAGACUACGGACGAAAAAGCAGGAAUUGGUAAUCGUGCCCGAUGCGAAAUACCUGCUAGUCGUUUUUCACGAUACCCCUCCAGCAUGA